This is a messenger RNA of Chlamydomonas reinhardtii, 5520 nucleotides long. RefSeq lists its product as uncharacterized. Gene Ontology annotation, cellular component: nucleus. The coding region runs from base 211 to 4641 and encodes 1476 amino acids. The transcript has 24 exons. Lineage: Eukaryota; Viridiplantae; Chlorophyta; Chlorophyceae; Chlamydomonadales; Chlamydomonadaceae. Gene Ontology annotation, molecular function: methyltransferase activity. The record is from RefSeq and is a predicted model, not a curated record.
AGUGUAAAGUUGACAUAUAGUAACAAGUUGACAGCCUGUAGCUUGUAUGGAUAAGCGAGGUGGUCUAUUGCACAGCCUUUGCAUUUCGCGCGGUGCAUUCAGUGAGCGGGCUGUCGACUCCAGUCAGUAUGAAAUGAAGUAUGUAUCAUGAUUAAUCUUUAGAAAGCUGGCGGCCCAAGGCGCACGCGUGGGGGCUAGCGACAAAGGCAAAUGAAGAAAGGGAACCUGCGCCAGUCUGAGGAUGACCGACCCCAUAUCUCCCUGGCCGAGGUCAAGCCGGGUCCAUACCUGGUGGCCCUUCGUGGCACGCAAGCCAACGCCAUGAAGUUCGAAGCGGAUGACAAAGAGCCUGUGCCUUACGGGCUCUUCAUGGUGAAGGAAAUCGAGAAACCCAAAGAUUGGGACGGCAUAACCAAACUGCCAAAUCAAGAGCAGAACCGUGUCAAGGUGCACGGAUCUUGGUACUUCUUUCUGAAUGAGACGGCCGCUGGCACGGUGCCGUGUGUCAAGGCCAAUGCCCCCAAGGGGAUUGAGAAGGGCGACAAGCGGCGAUUCGUGGAGGUGGUGCUGCUGUACAACCCGCGCCUCGUGUACCGCGGCAAUGACCCCUACGGUGACUGGCGCAAUGUCCUGCUUUUGGGUGACCUGCGGAGGCGGUGUGAGGUGCGGGAUUCCAAUAUCGACAUCCCGCUGAACCAGCUGGGCAAAAACGUCUUCAUUUGCUGCGGCACCUGGGACCCGGCCUUCAGCACCUGCGAGGACUACCCGCCUCCCAUGCCGGGGCUGCUGCGGCUCUUGGGCUCGCCGCCACCCCUGUCCGCGGCUAAGGCCUCGGACCCGCUGGGCCGGGCCCUGGAGCUCCCGGAAGACGUGUCCGACACGGACAAGGUGGUGGCGGGCAUUGUGGUGCCCCACCUAACUGCCAACGGCAAUGUGCCGCACCCACAGGCUCUAGAGGCUGCGGGCGGCCAGCGCGCGCCGCACCCGGACCUCAGGCGCUUUGAGCCAGGCGACGGGCUCGUGCUCAACGUCUGUGUGGGCGUCGACGGCAGCAAGCUGGCCGCCACUCGCGAGCUCGCGGAAGAGGGCAUGAAGGAGCACCAGCGGCUGGAGCGCGAGCGGCUGGCGCGGGAGAAGGCAGCACAGGGUAGUGACGGGCAGGAGGCCGGACCCUCGGUGCACAGCAGCGUUUCCAAAGAGGUGCACGCGAGCGCGCAGGACUCCGGCGGCAGCAGUGACGACCUCUCCAACGUCGCUGGCGCUGCCAGCGCGCGGCCACUGUUCAGGAACAUGGACGAAGAGGGCGCAAAUAACGAUGGGCAGCGCGGCUCGGGCGCGGGCACGGGCGCGGGCACCGGGGCGGAUGCUGCUGGGGGCUCUGGCUCCGGCAGCGGCACAGCCGGGAGCCGCAGCCUCCAAGCUCGAGGCUGCUCUGAUGCUGGGCCAGGACCGGGCAGCAGCCGAGAGGUAGCACGUGCUCGCGGCACGAGGCGCACCAGCGGCAGGUUGGCUGUGCAUGAUGCGGCCGCGGAUGCUGCAGCAGCCGCUGGGGCGGCUGCGGGCAAGGUGCCAUUCAAGCGGCUGCGCACCGGUUGGUCCUGCGACAUGGACGGCAGCGUGCUGCUGACGUACCUGGCCAACCACGGCCUGGGUGACACAGCGCUGUGUAUGCGCGUUGCCGAGUUGCUGGCGUUUACCAAGCUGGUGCACGCGCACGUGGCUCACCUGGAAGGAGUGUGCGCGGCCGAGAGGGCCAAGGGCGGCAGCAGGGAAGGAGGAGGCGGGGGCAGGCCCGGAAAGCGGAAGCAGGGGCGGACGGGCGGGAUCAGCAACGACGAUUGGGAGGUGAAGGAUGUGCUUGCGGUGCGGGUUUGCCACACGGUAAAGCCCGACCAGCACGGCCAGCUGCCAGACGAGCUGCGCGUGGAGGGGCCGAUGCAGGAGCGUAACUGCUGGCUGGAGUUCCUUGUGGAGUGGCGGUACGACCGCGCGGAGCAUGACAAAGCCUGGCCGGACUACCCCAACAACCGCUUCCAGUGGGUGGUGCUGAAGCAGGCAGAGGGCAGCCCCGAACUACUGCUCGACCUGCUGCGUCGCAUACUGUACACGGAGCGCCUGCUGCCCCUGCGCGGCACCGUGACGCUGCUGGUGGGGUGCCCGCCCUGCCAGGACGUGACGGGGCACAACAGGUCGCAGAACGGCAUGCCGGUGUGGGCGAGUCCCCGCAACCGUGUCAUCGGGCACAUCCUUGAGCUGGUCAAGUUCCUGGAGAUCCCUUACGUCUUCAUCGAACAGGUCCGUGAUGCGGUCCGCAAGGACGAUGGCUACUGGCGGCGUUAUGUUCGGGCCAAGGCGCAGGCGGACAUGCGCUACCAGAUCCGGGACGCCAUCCUGCAUGCGCCCUUGCAGGGAAUCCCGCAGAUUCGGGCCCGCCUCAUCAUGUGGAUGGCCGCCCCCGGCUACCAGCUCCCGCCCUUCCCGCGACCUGACUUCAGCAGCAUAUUCACCGUGCUGCCGGACCCGGACACGGCUGGCACCUCCACCGUGACUGAGCUGCCGAAGCCAUACAACCUGCGCCGCCUGUGCACGGUCAUGCGCCACAGCACCCCGACCGCUGGCGAAGGCACGAUGCUGCACCCGCCCCAGGUCAUCAAAGAUGCGGUCACCAGCCUGCCCGCGCGCUCUAACUAUGACUUGUCGCCGGCGGUCAAGCUGGGCGACAGCGCGCCGGCCACCGCUCUGGAGCACGUGCUCAUGCAGCCGCCGCCACCUGGCGAAGCUUCACCUGAGCUGCGGGCCGCCUGCUACCUGGGCAAUGCCUGCGGCACGGUGAUGCAGCACGCAGUGGCGGUGCUUGAGGGGUACCGGGCGAGGCUGGCGAGGGAGCUGGACGCGGAGGUGCAGCGGGCCGGGAAGCGGGCGAAGCGCCGGGUUCCGUCCAAGGCCACGGAGGCACAGAAGGCGACCGCAUACGAAUCAAUGGCUUGUGCCAUCAUGUCCACGAACCUGCGAAAAGCUGCAGAAUGCAUGAAGAAGAACGUCCUCGAAGAGCACCGCGCCUCCCUGGUGGCGCAGGGCAAGCAGAUGGUGGAGGGCGCACGUGAGGCCCUGCAGCAGGCGCUGCAUCACGCGCCGCGCUGCCUGGCGCUGCUGCAGGCGGAGCUGAAGCUGGAACUGCGGUCUGACCAGGAGGUUGUGGACCUCACGCUGGACAGCGACAGCGACUUCAAGCCUCCCCGGCAACCGGCGGUGUGUGCGAAGCGCCGCCGGCUGUCCGCUGAGCGCGGUGAGCCCGCUGCUGCUGCUGCUUCGGCGGCGGCGGCGGCUCCAGGCACACCCGCGCACAGUGGUGGCACCCAGGCGGCGUCAGAGUUGGGGCAGGAAAGCGAGGGCGAGGAGGACGAUGGGGUGGAGGAGGAGGACGAGAAGGACGAGAACCAGGACGAGGAGGGGCAGGGGGAGGAAGAGUGGGAGAGAGACGAGGAGGGCGAACAGGAGGCGGGGCAGCAGGCGGGGGCGGCAGCGGAGGCCGCUGAAGAGGGCGAGCAGGAGCAGGAGGAUUCCGGGAUCCUGCUGCUGCCCAACCACGUGCCCUACCCGCUUUACCUGGAGGAGGUGCAGCGCGCGGAGAUGCUCGGCACUGACCCCCACGGCAUCAAGGCCUUUAGCGGCCACUGCCUGCUGCAGUGCCAGAGGAAGGUGCUGCAGUGCGGGCUGCCCGUCGUGCCAAAAAGCGUGAAGGACAAACUGAAGAAGUGCAAUCAGCCCGGCACCACCCGAGCCGUCACCGGCGUGUCGGUGCAGGCGCCGUACGCGCGGCUGCCGUACGGCGUGCUGGCGAACACCGCCUGCGGCACGCGGGCGACCGACCCCAAGAAGGGCGCGUGCCUGCACUUCCGCGACCACCGCGUCUACACACCGCGGGAGUUGGCUGCGCUGCAGACUUUCCCUUACUACUUCGCCUUCCUGACAUCCGAGUCCGUCUUCGGCGCGCGCCUCAAGGGCCGGACCGGCCUCAAAGGCCGAACCGGCCUCAAGGCCCAAACCGGCCUGAUGACGCGGGCGGACUCGGUGCUGAAGCCUGCAAUCACAGGGCUGCACUGGCUGCUGCGCGUGGGCCCAGGCGUGCUAGCUGGCAAGCCGGCGCUGCCGCUGGCCAGGCGGUCGGAGAAGGGUGGGUCCAAAGCGGGGAAGAUCCAGCAGGAGGUGGAGUGGACGCCCAUGGAGCUCAAGCAGGCCUGGAAUUUGCUGCGCAGGACCAUCAGCGAUGAGCUGAAGCAGGUGGGCAACAGCGUGCCGCCGCUGCUGGCUGCGGCCCUGAGCCGCUGCCUGGGCCUGGCACUGCUGGGCCGUGAACGCUUCCGCACCGGCCAGGCUUACGUGCCCGACCCCAAGUGGGACCAGGCCUGGAGCUGGGCCGCACCCGAUCCCGACCAGCCGCCCGCGUGCGUGUAUGCCAUGGCCCGCGGCCUGGUGGGCAAGGUGGUGGCAGGGGCGGAGGAGGCGGAGGAGCACGACAUGGAUGAGCAGGACGGCGAAGGGAAAGCGUUGGACGUGGACGAGUUCGAGAGCGAGUACGAUGCGCCCUACGCGGACUCAACAGUGGACGAGGACGGAGAGGAGAGCGGGAGCGCGGAGUGAUGCGUUGGUGAGAUGUGUGCGGUAGACGAACUGUGGUUGGUGGCACGCUUGGACAAUGACAUCGUACGUAGAACUGGUGUGUGAACCUGCUUGGACACUGCUUGGACACUGCGCGCGCAGAUGCGUGCCUAACUACACGUUGCGGUGUGGCCUCACACUUUGGACCAUAGUACUUGUGCUCAGGACGUAUGCUACCCGACGUACUUGAGCCUUCAGGCCCUGUCAUCUGUUGAGGAUGUCUGUGCUUAAUAGGAGAUUGGCGCUGUAUACAUCGGAGUUCAGACUUCAGAGAUCGUGGCUAUGGAAACACAAGGCCGAUGGGCGAUUGGGCCUGAGCGUAUGACCUGACAAGGCUGUGUGCAUGGAUAUAGGCGCUGCUCGGUUGGUGUGCCAACGCCUACUGUACAGCCCCUCGUUACGAUAACAUGUGGGCAUGCAAAAUGCUGGCAUGCAUGGGCUGGCCGUGACAUGGGGAUGAUGGUGUGACUGCGGAUUAAGGCGACGUGCGUGCGCUGCCGGCAGAUGGGGGCAUGACACUUGUGGCGGAGGCGCAGGGCGGGAGGCACCAAAUGAAUGAAGUCCAGAAGUUAGUACGUAAGUUAGUUACACGCGUCAUGUCAUGUAUGUGAUGCAGUGAUGGAUUUGGGUCUCAUCCGAGAGUCCGAGAACGUUUUGGAUGGGUGCACCCUGAGCAUGCAUCCCAUAUGCAUGGCGAUGGCGGCACUGCAAGCGGUGUGGCAUUCGUCAACAUCCCAGUGCACUGCAUUGUCUGCAGCGCCAUCGAUCUAGGCACUGCAUCUUACAGCCGCCUGGACACAUGACAGUAUGGCUGUGUGCAAAUUGUUUGACAUGGCCAUCAGCUGUACGCCACUGCAUCGU